Messenger RNA from Andrographis paniculata, 1584 nucleotides. Its product is annotated as zeatin O-glucosyltransferase-like. The record is from RefSeq and is a predicted model, not a curated record. The coding region runs from base 85 to 1512 and encodes 475 amino acids. NCBI's taxonomy places the organism in Eukaryota, Viridiplantae, Streptophyta, Magnoliopsida, Lamiales, Acanthaceae. The transcript has 2 exons. Gene Ontology annotation, molecular function: UDP-glycosyltransferase activity.
UCGUUCAAUACUAUAAAUACACAUGCUGGAAAUGGAUUAUACAAAAAUAUCCUAUUUUCAGACAAUCAGCAGCGCCGUCUGAUAAUGGCUUCCGGCGGCGCCGUCGUGCCGCAAUCCUCCUCCGAUGCGGCGGUCCUAAUGGUGCCCUUCCCCAUGCAGGGCCAUCUCAACCAGCUCCUCCACCUCUCCCGCCUCCUCGCCGCCGCCCACCUCCCCGUCCACUUCGCCGCCACCGCCGCCCACUGCCGCCAGGCCCGGCGGCGCUUCCACGGCGGCGCAACACUCUCCGCCGCCGAUAAUAUCUUCUUCCACCACCUCCCACCCCUCCACACCACCCAAAUAUCCACCCGACCCGACCCGAAUUCCACCACCCAUUUCCCCUCCCACCUCCAGCCUUUAUUCGACGCCGCUGCCGCCGCCCUCCGCCGCCCCGUCGCCGACCUCACCCGGCGGCUCUGCGCCGCCCACCGCCGCGUCGCCAUAAUAUGCGACUCCUUGAUGGGAUCUGUGGUCCAGGACUUCCUCAACUUCCCGAACGCCGAAGCGUACGCCUUCCACAGCGUUUCGGCUUACGCCGUUUUCUUCUUUUUGUGGGAGAGUCUUGGCAGGCCGUUCCGUCUGGACCCCGAGGUCCUGGAGAAUCUCCCCUCUUUAGACGGGUGCUUUACUCCCGAAUUCUUGCAGUUCGUCGCCUCCCAGCACAGAUUCCUCGGAAUAUUCUCCGGCAGGAUUUACAACACGUGCAGAAUCUUGGAAAACAAAUUUCUCGACCUUUUAUCCGAAAUCGACUGUAAUAAGAAACAAUGGCCGUUGGGGCCAUUCAAUCCUGUGGAUAAUUUUCAAGAAUCUCCGGCGGCCGGCGGCGACCGCAGCCGCCAUGAAUGUCUGAAAUGGCUCGACGGACAUGGCCGGAAUUCUGUCAUUCUCGUAUGCUUCGGGACGUCGACGACGUUGCCAGAGAGGCAAAUUUGGGAAUUGGCGGCGGGAUUGGAGAACAGCCGGCAGAAAUUUGUUUGGGUCGUCAGAGGCGUCGACGGUGACGGCGCCGGAGAUGACGUGGAUAACGGCAUGAUGACGGAGAUUGAAUUGCCGUUAGGGUUUGAGGAGAGGGUGAAGGAUAGGGCGGUGGUGGUCAGAGAUUGGGCCCCACAGCUGGCGGUUUUGGGACAUCCGGCGAUCGGCGGUUUUAUGAGCCACUGCGGAUGGAAUUCGAGCAUGGAGAGCAUUUCGAUGGGAGUUCCGAUCGCCGCCUGGCCGAUGCACUCCGAUCAGCCGCGGAAUGCCGCUCUGAUCGGAAAAUUGGGGGUCGGCGUGGCGGUGAGGGAUUGGAACCGCCGCGAAGAGAUUGUGGAGGCUGCGGCGGUGUCGAGCGCCGUGCGGCGGCUGAUGGCGUCGGAGGAGGGAGACACGAUGAGGAUUGCCGCCGGAGAGUUGGGCGCCGCCGUGAGAGAGGCGGCGGCCGCAGAAAUGAAGGUGGAGCUGCAGUCCCUUGUUUCGUAUCUCACCAGAUAAGAUAAUAGGAAUACUAUUUGACUAUUUGGAACAUUAUUUUGAAUAUUAUUUUAUUAAUUUUAAGUUCGAAUA